Molecule: messenger RNA, 1705 nt
Organism: Gastrolobium bilobum
Lineage: Eukaryota; Viridiplantae; Streptophyta; Magnoliopsida; Fabales; Fabaceae
Product: AAA-ATPase At3g50940-like
Exons: 2
Coding region: 89-1588 (499 amino acids)
Molecular function (GO): ATP binding; ATP hydrolysis activity
Source: RefSeq, a predicted model, not a curated record
ACACCAAUCUAGUAAUAUUUAAUAACCAGAAACACCACACGAAAUUCAUCAACAACUUUCUCAAACAACCCAUUAACAAAAACACAAAAUGUCCUUUUUUUCCUCCUCCUCCGCAGACUCCCACCUGGCCACCGCGAAGACUGUCCUCACGACGGCCGCCUCGGUGGCCGCCACCGCAAUGCUUGUCCGGUCGGUGGCCAACGAGUUCCUCCCAGGAGAACUCCGCGACUACAUCCUCGGCGGAAUCCGAAGCAUAUUCUCACGCUUCUCCUCAGAACUAACAAUAGUCAUCGACGAGUUCGAAGGCCUAGUCAACAACCAAAUCUACGAAUCCGCAGAGACAUACCUCGGCACCAAAAUCUCACCCUCAACACAAAGACUCAAAGUAAGCAAACCCGACGCCGAGAAAGCCUUCUCCGUCACAGUGGAACGCGACCAAACCAUAACCGACGUCUUUAACGGCGUCAAACUUAACUGGGUCCUAAUCUGCCAUCACGUCGAAACCACAAACUUCCACAACCCAAGGGACCUAAACUCCACCUUAAAAUCAGAGGUUCGUUCUAUGGAACUCACGUUUCACAAGAAGCACAAGGACAUGGUUCUCAACACUUACCUUCCCUUCAUCCUCAAAGAGGCAAAGUCGUUGAAGCAAGAGGCCAAGGCGCUGAGGAUCUUCACGUUGGACCAACAAAACAUGUAUGGGAACUACAGCGAGGCGUGGCUUGGAAUCAACCUUGACCACCCUUCCACGUUUGACACGCUGGCACUUGAUAGUGAGACCAAGGAGUUUGUAAUGGAGGACCUGAAGAGGUUCGUGAAGAGGAAAGAGUAUUAUAGGAAGGUUGGUAAAGCGUGGAAAAGAGGGUACUUGUUGUAUGGCCCACCUGGUACUGGAAAAUCAAGCUUGAUUGCUGCUAUGGCUAAUUACUUGCAUUUUGAUAUCUAUGAUUUGGAGCUCACAGAGUUAAACUAUAACUCGGAGCUUAGGCGCUUGCUCAUAUCUACGCCUAAUAGGUCCAUUGUUGUGGUGGAGGAUAUUGAUUGCACCAUUCAGUCACAGGAUCGCUUGGCGGAAUCGGGAGAAACUUCCGGAAAUCACGAAAGACAACAGGUCACUUUGUCAGGGUUGUUGAAUUUCAUUGACGGGUUAUGGUCAAGUUGUGGGGAUGAGAGGAUUAUAGUGUUCACAACAAACCAUAAAGACAAGCUUGACCCAGCGUUGCUUCGCCCUGGUCGGAUGGAUGUUCAUAUCCACAUGUCAUAUUGCACUCCCUGUGGUUUUAGGCAGCUAGCAGCCAUUUACCUCGGAAUUAAAGAACACUUACUCUUCGGAGAAAUUGAGGAGGCGAUUCAAGAAACACAGGUGACUCCAGCGGAAGUGGCGGAGCAGCUUCUGAAGAGCAGCGACAAUAUUGAAACUACGCUUAAAGGGCUUCUAGAUUUUCUUAGAAAGAAGAAAGAAAGUCAGGAACUUGAGGCUAAUAAGGCAGAACAGGAGGCCAAAGAUAAGGAGGAACAACAGAGGAAGCAGAAAGAGGAUGGUGAUAAAAAAGAUGAUAAUGACGAAAAGAAAAUUGUAAUUGAGUAACACUAGCUGAAAUUAGAGAGUACGGGAAUAUAGAUUGGAGUGUAAAAGAAGUAACAAUAAUUUUCUAAACAAUAAAAAUAUCAGGUGUUGUAUACUUCUAUUUACAAAAAGAUGGUG